This is a messenger RNA of Pseudogymnoascus destructans, 480 nucleotides long. RefSeq lists its product as uncharacterized. Gene Ontology annotation, molecular function: cysteine-type peptidase activity. The coding region runs from base 1 to 480 and encodes 159 amino acids. The record is from RefSeq and is a predicted model, not a curated record. The transcript has a single exon. Gene Ontology annotation, biological process: proteolysis. NCBI's taxonomy places the organism in Eukaryota, Fungi, Ascomycota, Leotiomycetes, Thelebolales, Thelebolaceae.
AUGUCUCACUCAGCACCCAACGGUCGGAUAGCGAUGAUUGGCACCAUGGAUUCCAUUCGACCCAAUCAUCUCGAAAGCCUUGCGGCCUUCACUACAAUUUUCAUUCCAGUCAAAAUAAAAGAUUCGCACUGGGCACUCGCUGUGUUACAUCCAGGCUCUCUCGGACAACAAGGACGUUCUGAGGUCUAUGACAGCCACGAGCGGUGGGCCACCAAAACGAUGACUACGAAAAAUGUCUUUGACCUCCUCAAAUACCGACUAGGCAAUGCGUAUAGCCCUAUGGAUUGGACAGUGACCGAACAGCAGUGCAGCCAGCCACAGCAGCAUGACGCUGAUAGUGCCUUGUACGUACUCGCAAACGCGAAAUCUAUUGUGUUGAAUCUGGGAAUGAUCAGAGUGGACACCCAUCGAAUAAGGACACGCUUGAGAUGGCAAUUUGCAGAGGAGCUUGUGAAGCAAUAUAUUGUCGUGACAUUUUGA